AUGAACGAGGAUAAACACUUCAAUGAUUUUGAGAUAACAUAUUUGUUAUACUCGUGGACUCAUCUCCUUCAACGGGAACAAAUUUCAACUUUGAGUAGCACGUGCGAAAAUCUUCAUUUAUUCACGAAGAAUAAUAUUCUUCGUCCGUUGAUCAUCGUUUUUAUAUCCGAGUCUGAUGGAUUUUGGAAAUUUUCGGAACACACGAAGACCAUGAAAAUGUCUUUAUUCGCAUGGUUCGUGAUAUUCUACACGGCGAACAAGCAGUACGACUACUGUCACAAUCCACCUGGAAAUGCAUUUAAUUUGCUGUACGAUACCGAAAUGCUAGUAAUGUGUUACGGUGAUCCUAUUCUUCGGGAGUGGUACUCGGUGGAUGGCAAGACUACGAAAAUUUCUAAUUUGGUGAAAUGGCACCCCGAAAGGCAACCAUUUGAAUCGUCGAAGCCCAUAGUCGACUUAUUGAGCAACUUGAGUCUGUACGACAGGAGGAAGAAUCUAGAAGGAAAAGUUUUUCGUGCUGUCGCUGUCAAGAAGUCGUUAUUAGUGAAGCUAAAAAAUAACCGAUGGGAGGGAUAUUUUAGCAAAGCGAUCGACGAGCUUGCGGAUACUUUGAAUUUCACUUUCAAUCUGGUAGCCCAAGAGACCGAGUUCGGAAUCUUCAAUAGGACGACGAGAACUUGGAACGGGGCAUUUCGAUAUGUAGCUUCCGGGGAAGUGGAUAUUGGAAUAUCCGAUUUUUCGAUGACCAAUACUAGACUCGAUUACGCUGAUUUCACGGUUCCUAUUUUUACUACUAGAAACUAUUUGUUCAUAAAGCAACCAGAAAUGUUCGCAGUGAAGUGGUUCGCUUAUUACAAGGCUUACAAUUUCACGCUCUGGAUGUGUCUCAUCGUGACGAUAGUAACUACCCAGUUUGUUAUGGCUUUCAUAAGAUCUCGUACAGAAUCCUGUAGCAUAAGGCGACAGUUCUUUAACGAAUUCAUUCGAAUCUGGGGUAUUUUCUGUCAGCAAGGAGUCACGACAGAAUUUCCACAGAAUUCGUCUUUGAGGGUAGCAUACUUUACUGUGCUUGUCACCGCUAUAGUGAUAUACACCGCCUAUUCUGCCUCCUUGAUAUCUUUCAUGACAGCCCGCGUUCCCUAUGUACCUUUUCACUCGCUCGAGGAAUUCAUCGAGGAUGGUACAUACGGUGUAAUGGUACAGAGAGGUUCCGCGGAGUACGACAUGUUUUCCCAAACGAAGGACCCAGUGUUGACGAAGUUCAUGAAGUUGAUGUUACCGAUGGACAAGUUACCGCACAAUAUAGAAAAUGGAUUUAAACGAAUAUGCGACAAUCCCAAGUUAGCGUUCUACAGCGGUUAUAAUAAGAAAGUGCAGCAAAUAAUGAGCAUCCACAUUCCGUGCAAAGUCUCGGUUGUCGAUUUUGGCCGAGUGGACAGUUUGUCUCUGAUCCUUUCGAAGAAUAACCAGUUCACGCCGAUUCUGAGUUACUACAUACAGAAAAUUUUGAACAGUGGUCUACUGAACCGGUACAAGAGCGAAGUAACUUACGUGGAGGACACCAUAUUUCAACCGGUUGGAUUUUACAGCAUCGCAUCUGUGUUAAUUAUCUACCUCUGCGGCGUUGCAUUAGCACUUGUACUGUUACUCCUUGAGAGAUAUAUUAAUUAG
This is a messenger RNA of Eufriesea mexicana, 1671 nucleotides long. RefSeq names its product glutamate receptor 1. Gene Ontology annotation, cellular component: membrane. Gene Ontology annotation, molecular function: ligand-gated monoatomic ion channel activity. NCBI's taxonomy places the organism in Eukaryota, Metazoa, Arthropoda, Insecta, Hymenoptera, Apidae. Bases 1 to 1671 code for a protein of 556 amino acids. The transcript has 8 exons. The record is from RefSeq and is a predicted model, not a curated record.